AUGGAUGAACUUCGACAAGCUCAAGAAGAAAAAGUUCAAGAGGCCCUAGAUAUGGGCGAGAUUGAAACUAGUAAGGGCUUGAAUCAAGAACUUGGUCUUGCUAGAGUUGAUAAUACUCGUUGGGGUUCACACUAUAAAUCAUUUAAGAACUUUAUUAGUAUGUUUGGUUCUAUUACUGAUGUCCUUGAUACUACUGUUGUUGAUUCUGAAUCUGUUGAAGAAAAAGCUAGGGCAACAGGAUAUCUCAGAACUUGUCAAACAUUUGAGGUUUCUUUCAUAUUGCACUUACUGAGAGAUAUUUUAGCAAUCACAAAUAAUCUUAAUGAAUCCUUACAAAAGAAAGAACAAGAUAUUGCAAAUGCUUUUCUACUUGUUAAAGUGGUGAAAAAACAAUUGCAAGAUUUACGGGAUGAAGGAUGGGAUCCACUUAUCAAAAGUGUGACUGAAUUUUGUGUCAGACUUGCUGAUUAUACUAUCUCACAUCACUAUGACGUGGAAGUAUUUUUUAAAAUUAUUGAUUGGCAACUUCAAGAACUCAAUGGUCGUUUUAAUGAGGUGAGAACAAAUUUGCUUUUUGGGGUUGCUUGGUUGAAUCCUGUUGACUCAUUUUCUAAUUUUGACAUAAACAAGAUUUUGAGAAUGGUUGAAUUAUAUCCUGAUGAUUUUGGACUUGGUGACCUUUUCGAGGAGCUAGUUAAGACCAAAAAAUACUUUAAUUAUCCUCUUGUUUUUCGUCUUGUAAAGUUUGCAUUGCUCCUGCUGGUUGCCACUACAACAGUUGAAAGAACCUUUUCGGUAAUGAAGUUGAUCAAGAGAUCUACUCAGGGGCAACACUGUCCAAACACUUCCAAUAUUCAUUUCUUCACUUCUCAACACAAAGCUACCAUAUGCUCGGAUCCACCCACUGUUCAUGUUUUUGCAGCACCACCCCCACCCGAAGCUCCUACUUUUGAGGUUUAUCCAUAA
Messenger RNA from Capsicum annuum, 966 nucleotides. RefSeq lists its product as uncharacterized. Bases 1 to 966 code for a protein of 321 amino acids. The record is from RefSeq and is a predicted model, not a curated record. The transcript has 4 exons. NCBI's taxonomy places the organism in Eukaryota, Viridiplantae, Streptophyta, Magnoliopsida, Solanales, Solanaceae.